AUGUCACGACAGGCCCUAGAGGUCUGUCUCCAUGUACCACCUGCAGAGCUCACGCUCGCAAAGCUGGCUGAGGAGGCCUGCCUGCGGAUCAUGACCUCACCACUUCGAUCUACGCUUUACCAAAUACAUGGCCAAGCCUACUGUAACGACCCAUACACGUUGCCACUUCAUCGAUUGGAAACAGCCAUUAACCGCAAACUGGGAUGGGAACUGGAGGGAAUCGAUGCGGCAUUGGAAAUCCUACUCCGAAGCCAGCCAUGCGAUGACAACCCACACGAAGCCACAAUCUACACAGAUAAUCAAGCCGCAAUACGCGCCAUGUGCCAGCCAGGGCGGUCCUCUGGGCAGUAUAUCCUUCGACGGAUCGUACGACACCUGGGCCUCCUACGCGACAACCGAUCUCGAUGGCGUGUACGACUACAGUGGGUGCCAGGCCACGAAGGGGUCCCAGGCAACGAGAAAGCAGACCAGCUGGCAAAGUUGGCUGCAGUCGAGGCGACACGGUGUACACAGGAGAACGCCCGCAUAGCCAGGAUCAGCGCACCCAAUCAGACUACACCAUACGCCGCACGAAUGUCGUAUAUUCCAAAUCAGUCAACUAUUCUUACGGCAGUGUGUCGCCAGAGGCUACAUGCAGGCUUUGCAAAGAGGUGGAAGGAACAGUGGGAGCAUACCAACCAUGGAUGGCAUCUCUAUUGGAUAAUCAAAGCACCAACGAAGAUGGUGUUGCAGCUGCACGAGGGAUUACAACGGGCUUGGAGUUCAGUGUUAAUCCAACUACAAAUAGGUAAAUCAGCGCUACGCAGCUUCUUAGCGAGUGUACGGAUUGAAGACUCACCUCAAUGCGAAUGUGGCCUUGGGGAUCAGGAUACGGCCCACGUCCUCAUACGGUGUCCUACCCAUAUAAACCUGCGUAUGGAGACUCUCUGGAAAGAAGCACGCGAAACAGAUUAUCGGAAGCUCCUUAGCGAACCUCAGUGGGUUUGGCAGAGUAAUAAAUUUAUGAUGCGGACUGGUCUAUUGACGCAGUUCCAUCACGUAACCCCCUUAAUAACCACGCGCUCACAGUGAGUGCGACACUACCCUGAUGAAGAGUAACCACGUUGAUUCGGCUCGGACGGAUCAGCCACUUGACACGUUUGGAAAUAGAACCGGGCACCAAAACAUAAAUAUCACGUCACCCUGCACCGAGAUCCUUCACUCUUUUUGUAUAUAUACAUAUCUCCUUUGUUGGUUCGGCGUUCUCUUCGCUCGUUAUCU
Molecule: messenger RNA, 1260 nt
Organism: Talaromyces stipitatus ATCC 10500
Lineage: Eukaryota; Fungi; Ascomycota; Eurotiomycetes; Eurotiales; Trichocomaceae
Exons: 2
Coding region: 1-1071 (356 amino acids)
Biological process (GO): DNA replication, removal of RNA primer
Molecular function (GO): RNA-DNA hybrid ribonuclease activity; nucleic acid binding
Source: RefSeq, a predicted model, not a curated record